AUGGCAGUUUUCUCAAAGUUUGAGUGUAACGUAUGUGGAAAUUCAUACAAAACAAGUAGAGGAUUAGCAAAGCAUCUUAGUAUUGUUAAAAAAUACAAUGCUUCACGUCCAGAUCUUGAUACUUUGCCAGAAAAUACUAUACAACAAUUCAAGGAUAUUUUAGUUCAUUAUAUUCACAAACGAUUACCAAGAGGAUAUAAACAAUUAGGAAAACAAACAGUAUUAGUUCCUGCUACUGAAAGUCAAUUUUAUUCAAUAUUUCAAAAUCAUAUACACUUUUACUCGGCAACAAAAAGUAAAUAUAAAUGCAUAUUUCAUGGAAGCUCAUCUAAUCAAUUAUUAGCAAAUAUUUUAAAUGUGCAAGAUUGGGGAAUUAAAUUCUAUGAUCAACAACAAUUUGAAUGGAAAAAACAAAAAAAUACUGAUUUUAAUGGUCAUAUUACUCAA
Messenger RNA from Dentiscutata heterogama, 447 nucleotides. The record is from the annotation of a GenBank genome assembly. Lineage: Eukaryota; Fungi; Glomeromycota; Glomeromycetes; Diversisporales; Gigasporaceae.